AUGUGGCGCGCGGCCGCGUCCCGCCUCCUCCGCUCGCAGUAUCCGGCCCCCUCCACGGCGGCCUGCACCCUGCGCCACACCCGCCUCUUCUCCCCUCCUCCGCCGCAGCCGCGUCUGGGUCCGGAGGCGGAGGUGACCGCGGCGGAGGCGCGGCGGCUGGUGCGGCUCGUGGGCGUGGAGGCGCUCAAGCGGCGCCUGCGGGAGGACGGGCGCGGCGAGGUGGUCGGCUACGGGGAGCUCCUCGACGCCUGCGUCGAGGCCGGGGCCGCCCGCACGCGCGCCGAGGCCGAGACGCUGGCCCGGGCCAUGGACGACGCCGGGGUCGUGCUGCUCUUCCGGGAUAAGGCCUACCUCCACCCCGAGAAGGUUGUGGACCUGGUCAGAAGGGCUGUGCCGCUUGCACUCACAGCAGAUAACGACACGAGGCAAGAAGAGUUCAAACAGCUCCAGGAAAAGAAGGAGGAAAUUGACAAGCUGGCACACAAGCAAGUCAGGCGUGUCCUGUGGACUGGCUUAGGGUUCUUCAUGACCCAGGUCGGACUCUUCUUCCGUCUCACGUUCUGGGAAUUCUCAUGGGACGUGAUGGAGCCGAUCGCCUUCUUCACAACCACCGCUGGGCUGCUCGUCGGCUACGCCUAUUUCCUUAUCACCUCAAGAGACCCGACGUACCAGGAUUUCAUGGAAAGGAUGUUUGAGUCGAGGAGGAAAAAGCUCUGCGCCAAGCAUGGGUUUGACAUGGCGAAGUACCUGGAGCUGCAGAAACGUUGCAAAUGCCCUCUGGAAGGUCAUCAUGAACAUGACUCGCACCACCUGAGCUGAAAGUUUAUCAGUGUUUUCUUGAUGACCAUUUCUAGUUUCUAGAAGCGCUACCUUUUACAGAGAAAUUGUAUCACCAAAGUGAUGGGAGUAUAUUUACAGAAAUCGGCAAUCACCUAACGAGUCAAACUGAUUUAACUAUGUGUGUUCUUAUCUGCAUCAAGUGGAUGAUGCACGAGCUGUGGUUUUAACAACAAUACAACUUGUUUUGAGAUUCGACCAAUAAGAUACCAGUACCGGUA
Lolium rigidum is the source of this 1058-nucleotide messenger RNA. Its product is annotated as calcium uniporter protein 6, mitochondrial-like. The record is from RefSeq and is a predicted model, not a curated record. Bases 1 to 819 code for a protein of 272 amino acids. The transcript has 2 exons. Gene Ontology annotation, biological process: calcium import into the mitochondrion; mitochondrial calcium ion homeostasis. Lineage: Eukaryota; Viridiplantae; Streptophyta; Magnoliopsida; Poales; Poaceae. Gene Ontology annotation, cellular component: mitochondrial inner membrane; uniplex complex. Gene Ontology annotation, molecular function: calcium channel activity; uniporter activity.